UAUAUGCCUGUUUGGCACGUAAUCAAUUUGGAUCAAUUAUAUCGCGUGAUGUACAUGUACGAGCCGUUGUACCACAAGCUUAUACGGUUAACGUCAUGGAUGAGGCAGUUUUACGUGGCAAUAGUGCCAUCCUUAAAUGUCAUAUACCCAGUUUUGUAGCAGAUUUCAUAUCAGUUGCAUCGUGGGUUGAUGAUGAGGAAAAUGAAAUUUACGCCACUAAUGAAAAUGGACAUUUUCAAAGCGAUGGUAAAUAUUUAGUAUUGCCUUCUGGAGAAUUGCACAUUCGCGAAGUAGGACCUGAGGAUGGAUAUAAAAGCUAUCAAUGUCGUACAAAACAUCGUUUAACUGGAGAAACAAGAUUGAGUGCUACUAAAGGACGUCUCGUUAUUACAGAACCUGUUGGUAGUGUGGGUCCAAAAAUAAGUGUGGGAGAACGUUUACGAGAUGCAGGUGCAAGACUAGGCGCUACAUUUACACUAUUUUGUCCAGCACAGUCAUUUCCGGUGCCCAGUUUCAGAUGGUAUAAAUUUAUUGAAGGUACUACACGGAAACAAGCUGUUGUACUGAACGAUCGCGUUAAACAAGUCUCAGGCACAUUGAUCAUCAAGGAUGCUGUAGUCGACGAUUCUGGUAAAUAUUUAUGUGUGGUCAACAAUUCCGUUGGUGGCGAAAGCGUUGAAACCGUACUCACCGUUACUGCACCUCUAUCCGCAAAAAUUGAUCCACCAACACAAACUGUUGACUUUGGUCGUCCUGCUGUAUUUACCUGCCAUUAUACCGGCAAUCCAAUUAAGACUAUCAGUUGGAUGAAAGAUGGUAAAUCAAUUGGACAUAGCGAUCCUGUCUUACGUAUAGAAUCAGUCAAGAAGGAAGAUAAAGGCAUGUACCAAUGCUUUGUUCGCAACGAUCAGGAAUCUGCUGAAGCCAGUGCUGAAUUGAAAUUAGGUGGUCGCUUUGAUCCACCAGUCAUACGUCAAGCAUUUCAAGAAGAAACCAUGGAACCUGGCCCAAGUGUGUUCUUAAAAUGUGUUGCUGGCGGCAAUCCAACACCUGAAAUUUCAUGGGAACUCGAUGGUAAAAAAAUCGCAAAUAAUGAUCGCUACCAAGUUGGACAAUAUGUAACCGUAAAUGGCGAUGUUGUGUCAUAUCUGAACAUAACCUCCGUGCAUGCCAAUGAUGGUGGUUUAUAUAAAUGCAUAGCAAAAAGUAAAGUUGGUGUAGCGGAACACUCAGCAAAAUUAAACGUAUAUGGUUUACCGUAUAUCAGACAAAUGGAGAAGAAAGCUAUUGUAGCCGGUGAAACAUUAAUUGUCACAUGUCCAGUUGCAGGAUAUCCUAUUGAUUCAAUCGUUUGGGAACGUGAUAAUCGCGCUUUGCCCAUCAACCGUAAACAAAAAGUUUUUCCUAAUGGUACACUUAUUAUCGAAAAUGUUGAACGAAACUCUGAUCAAGCAACUUAUACUUGCGUUGCGAAAAAUGUCGAAGGAUACUCCGCCCGUGGAUCACUUGAAGUUCAAGUUAUGGUGCCACCAAAACUUGCGCCACUCCCAACAAACGCCGAUUCACCACUGUAUUUGGGUGAUUACUUUCAACUGUCAUGUGCAGUGGUGCAUGGUGAUGCGCCCUUUAAUAUAACCUGGUACUACAAUGAUGAACCGGCCAAUUUAGUUGAUGGCAUUACAAUAUUAAUGCAUAGCAAGCGCAGCAGUUCAUUGAAUAUUGAAAGUGUGCGCGGUGAACAUGCUGGCAAAUAUACUUGUAUGGGCGCAAACCAUGCGGGGUAUACGUUAGUUUCCACUAAUCUAACUAUAAAGGUACCACCAAGAUGGAUUUUGGAACCGACUGACAAAGCCUUCGCACAAGGAUCAGAUGCGAAAGUUGAAUGUAAGGCUGACGGUUUUCCAAAACCACAAGUGACAUGGAAGAAAGCAGUUGGUGAUAGCCCUGGAGAAUAUAAAGAUCUUAAGAAAAACGAUAAUAUACGUGUUGAAGAAGGCACUUUACACAUCGAUAAUAUACAAAAAACUAAUGAAGGUUACUAUUUAUGUGAAGCUAUCAAUGGUAUUGGAUCUGGUCUAUCAGCUGUUAUUAUGAUCAGUGUACAAGCACCACCAGAAUUUACUGAAAAACUGCGUAAUCAAACUGCACGCCGCGGCGAACCUGCUGUCUUGCAAUGUGAAGCUAAAGGCGAAAAACCUAUUGGCAUUUUAUGGAAUAUGAAUAAUAUGCGCUUGGACCCCAAGAACGAUAACCGUUAUACUAUACGCGAGGAAAUUCUUUCAACCGGUGUUAUGUCAAGUCUUUCAAUCAAACGCACUGAGCGUUCCGAUUCUGCUAUGUUUACUUGUGUUGCUACGAAUGCUUUCGGUUCCGACGAUGCUAACAUUAAUAUGAUUAUACAAGAAGUACCCGAAAUGCCAUAUGCCUUGAAAGUUUUAGAUAAAUCUGGACGAUCGGUACAAUUAAGCUGGGCACAACCCUAUGAUGGUAAUUCCCCACUGAUCCGUUAUAUCAUCGAAUUUAAACGCUCUCGUGCAUCUUGGGAUGAGAUCGAUCGUGUUAUGGUACCCGGACACACAACUGAAGCACAAGUACAAAAACUCAGUCCAGCUACCACAUAUAAUAUUCGAAUUGUCGCCGAAAAUGCAAUUGGUUCAUCUCAAUCAUCCGAAGCUGUAACAAUCAUCACUGCCGAAGAAGCACCUUCUGGAAAACCACAAAAUAUUAAAGUUGAACCAGUCAAUCAGACUACACUGCGUGUAACUUGGAAACCACCAGCGCGUACAGAAUGGAAUGGUGAAAUUUUGGGAUACUACGUGGGUUAUAAACUAUCAAAUACUAAUUCAUCUUUUGUUUUCGAAACUGUUAAUUUCUUAACUGAAGAGGGCAAAGAACAUAAUUUGGAACUCAGUAAUUUACGCGUUUAUACACAGUACUCGGUCGUUAUACAGGCGUUUAACAAAAUUGGUGCUGGUCCAAUGAGUGAUGAAGAGAAACAAUUUACUGCUGAAGGCACACCCAGUCAACCACCUAGCGACACUGCUUGCACAACUCUAACUUCACAGACAAUACGCGUUAGUUGGGUUAGUCCACCAUUGGAAUCUGCAAAUGGUGUUAUCAAGACAUACAAAGUUGUAUAUGCCCCCAGCGACGAGUGGUAUGAUGAAACCAAACGCCACUACAAAAAGACUGCUUCCUCUGAUACCGUUUUACAUGGAUUAAAGAAAUACACCAACUAUACAAUGCAAGUUUUAGCUACAACUGCUGGCGGAGAUGGUGUACGUAGCGCACCCAUACACUGCCAAACCGAACCUGAUGUACCUGAGGCCCCCACCGAUGUUAAAGCACUAGUAAUGGGUCAUGCUGCUAUUUUAGUUUCAUGGCGUCCACCAGCACAACCCAAUGGAAUUAUACAGCAAUAUACAGUCUAUUCGAAAGUUGAAGGAGCCGAUGGAGAAGCUAAGAGUCAAAAAAUACCACAUUAUCAAAUGAGUUUCGAAGCUACUGAACUAGAGAAGAAUAAACCUUAUGAAUUCUGGGUUACCGCUAGUACCAAUAUUGGCGAAGGUCAACCUUCAAAAAGUAUUGUUGCUAUGCCCAGUGAUCAAGUUCCAGCCAAGAUUGCCUCAUUCGAUGACACAUUCACAGCUACUUUUAAGGAAGAUGCAAAAAUGCCUUGUUUGGCUGUAGGUUCACCACAACCUGACAUCACAUGGAAAAUUAAGGGCAUCGAAUUCAGUGGCAACGAUCGUAUGCGCAUUUUAAAUGAUGGUUCGCUGUUGAUAAAAUCUGUUAAUCGUCAAGAUGCUGGUGAUUACAGUUGCCAUGCUGAAAACUCGAUCGCUAAGGACUCCAUAACACAUAAGUUAAUUGUUUUAGCGCCACCACAAUCACCUCAAGUUAGUCUCUCAGCCACAACAACUGAUUCGUUGACUGUUAAAUUGAAACCACAUGAAGGUGAUACUGCUCCACUUCAUGGAUAUACUCUGCACUAUAAACCAGAAUUCGGAGAAUGGGAAACUGCGGAGGUUUCUGUUGAUGCACAAAAGUUCUCUAUUGAUAGUCUACUGUGUGGGUCACGUUAUCAGGUGUAUGCAACUGGUUUCAAUAAUAUUGGUGCUGGUGAAGCUUCUGAUAUUUUAAAUACACGGACCAAAGGAUACAAGCCAAAAUUACCAGAAAAAUCACGUUUCAUUGAAGUUUCCUCUAACUCGGUUUCAUUGCACUUUAAAGCAUGGAAAGAUGGUGGCUGCCCAAUGUCGCACUUCGUGGUAGAAAACAAAAAACGUGACCAAAUUGAAUGGAAUCAAAUAUCAAAUAAUGUUAAGCCUGAUAACAAUUAUGUUGUCUUGGACUUGGAACCUGCAACCUGGUAUAAUCUACGCAUCACAGCGCAUAACUCAGCUGGUUUCACCGUUGCUGAGUAUGAUUUUGCUACAUUAACUGUAACUGGAGGCACAAUAGCGCCAUUGGAUGACGGUCAAAGUUCUGGAAAUAUACACACACGCAUACGUUUGCCAGCAUGGAUGCCAGAAUGGUUAGAUUUGAAUUUUAUGGUGCCAUUGAUCGCUACUGUAAUUGUUGUUGCGGUGGGUAUACUUGUUGUAUGUGUAGCGCUCUCCAGACGUCGUGCGGAUGAUUUACGCGGUGGACAAAAGGAUGUAUAUUACGAUGUAGUUUACAAUCAGACAAUGGGACCCGGCGCCACCCUGGACAAACGUCGACCUGAUCUACGAGACGAGUUGGGCUAUAUUGCACCACCAAACCGCAAACUGCCACCAGUUCCUGGCUCCAACUACAACACCUGCGACCGGAUUAAGCGAGGCCGUGGUUUGCGUUCAAAUCAUUCCACUUGGGAUCCUCGUCGACCAAAUUUAUACGAAGAAUUGAAACCACCACCGGUGCCAUUACAUGGCAAUGUUUAUGGUCAUGGUCAUGGCACUGCUGAAUGCCAUUACCGGCAUCCAGGCAUGGAAGAUGAAAUUUGUCCUUAUGCUACUUUCCACUUACUUGGAUUCCGUGAAGAAAUGGACCCUACUAAAGCAAUGAACUUCCAAACAUUCCCACAUCAAAAUGGACAUGCACCAGGACCCGGACAUGCUGGCACUAUGGGACCACCAGGACAUCCCGGACACAUGCACUCUCGUUCAGGUUCACAAUCAAUGCCACGAGCCAAUCGUUAUGCACGUAAAAACAGUCAGGGUGGUCAAUCAUCAAUUUAUACACCAGCACCGGAAUAUGAUGAUCCAGCUAAUUGCGCGGAAGAAGAUCAAUACCGUCGAUACACACGUGUUAACUCACAAGGUGGCAGUUUAUACUCUGGCCCUGGACCUGAAUAUGACGAUCCAGCUAAUUGCGCACCUGAAGAAGAUCAAUAUGGCUCACAAUAUGGUGGUCCUUAUGGCACACCUUAUGAUCAUUAUGGCUCACGUGGUUCUAUGGGACGACGUAGUGUUGGUUCUGCACGUAAUCCAGGAAAUGGUUCACCAGAACCUCCACCACCACCACCACGUAAUCACGAUAUGAGUAAUUCCUCUUUCAACGAUUCCAAAGAGAGCAACGAGAUCUCAGAAGCUGAGUGUGACCGUGAUCACGGACCACGCGGCAAUUAUGGCGCUGUCAAACGAUCCCCACACCAAAAGGAUCAACGCACAACUGAAGAAAUGCGCAAAUUAAUUGAAAGAAACGAAGCCGGUCCAAAACAACUCCAACAACAAAGUGGCGCAGGAUUCACAGCCUACGAUACUAUGGCAGUGUAAUUUGUAAAAAACUCAUAAAGCAAACAGUCAACCAAUAAAUAAUAAUAGAGAGAACACUAGUAAAGAGCAACAAAAUACAAUAUACAACACAAGAUGGCGGUGUGCGAAAGAGAUAAGAUUAUAAAUAUUAAUCGAACAAGCUAAUAUAUUAAUAUUAUAAUUAAAUUUAUAA
This is a messenger RNA of Teleopsis dalmanni, 5931 nucleotides long. RefSeq names its product Down syndrome cell adhesion molecule-like protein Dscam2 (gene Dscam1). Gene Ontology annotation, molecular function: cell-cell adhesion mediator activity. Gene Ontology annotation, cellular component: plasma membrane; axon. The record is from RefSeq and is a predicted model, not a curated record. The transcript is spliced from 23 exons. NCBI's taxonomy places the organism in Eukaryota, Metazoa, Arthropoda, Insecta, Diptera, Diopsidae. The coding region runs from base 96 to 5759 and encodes 1887 amino acids. Gene Ontology annotation, biological process: homophilic cell-cell adhesion; axon guidance; dendrite self-avoidance.